Molecule: messenger RNA, 1511 nt
Organism: Planococcus citri (citrus mealybug)
Lineage: Eukaryota; Metazoa; Arthropoda; Insecta; Hemiptera; Pseudococcidae
Gene: Pym
Product: partner of Y14 and mago
Exons: 5
Coding region: 154-1059 (301 amino acids)
Biological process (GO): exon-exon junction complex disassembly
Cellular component (GO): exon-exon junction complex; cytoplasm
Molecular function (GO): RNA binding
Source: RefSeq, a predicted model, not a curated record
GCUUUCGAUGCGGCAUUGUUUUUUGAAAGCGUGAUGCAGCUCUGAAAGGGUGAUAUUGUCGUAUAUUUUUACUUACGUUGUAUGUAAUUGUGCUGUAAUUUAAACCAUAAUUGUGAUUUAUUUAUUGUAAGUUAAUUUCGGUGGCAUUUAGUCAUGUCUUCGACGGUGAUUAAAGACGAGAAAGGAUCUUAUAUUCCUGCCAGUCAGAGACCCGAUGGGACAUGGCGUAAAGCAAAGCGAGUAAAAGACGGUUAUGUCCCGCAAGAAGAAGUUCCUUUAUACGAGAGUAAAGGAAAGCAGUGGGCUAAUCAAAAAUCGAAAUAUUCCGAAGGAAUUGCCUAUGUAAACGGACAACCCACCACUUCUACCAUCCCAGGAUUGAUUGUUCAAUCUGACGCGGGAAAAGAAAACAAAAAGAAGAAGAAAGAGAAGACCGAACCGAAAGGAGGCAAAGAUCAGAAAAAAGCAUUUGAAGUUAUCGAACCUUUCCAACCGGUUAAAAAACCAUCUAAACCUAAGCCCGAUUCGAAUCAAUCUAAGAAAGAUUCCGUUCCUAACGCAGCGAAAGGUAAAAAAGAAGCGCCUAAAACGCAAUCCAACGCUAACGCAAAAGAUAAGCCGCAGCCAGCUAAGCAACAACCUGCGAAGGGCUCACAGCCUAAAGACGCUGCUCCAAAACCCAAAGGUAACGCCGGCGGUGCUACAAAAUCCAAUGAUUCUCAGAAAUCGGCUAAACCUAAGCAAGCGAAUAGUAACGCCAAUAGCGUCUCAUCGGCCGGAGACAAAGGCAAAAAGAAGGGUAAAAGUCAAGGUGGCAAUGCCGGCUUGAAUAUCGACUUGAAAAACGUCGAGCCUACCAAGGAUAACGCGACGAAAAGACUCAAGUAUUUAAGGAUGAAAUUACAUACGAUCGAGUCGAUGGAGAAGAAAGUGAAGAGUAGCGAGUUGGAAUUAGAUCCGAAUCAGAAAGCGAAAGUGCAAAAGAAGAAAGAAAUACAGAAUACCAUCAAAGCUGUCGAAUAUUCUCUGAAACAGGGAAGCAAAGGAGCUGGUCGUUGAGUUGGUGCGUUACAAUACCACGAAGUUUUUGAACUGAAUUCAUCGUAACUGAGUAAACUUAUCGAAAUUUUGUUGAAAGUGUAGACCAUUUUUUGUGAAACGAUUUUAUUCUAAUUAAAAAACAAAAUGAAUUUUUUUAUCAUUGAAAAAUAUAUGCUGCCAACUUCGAUAGUUGACACGUUACAUAUUUUUUUACUGUAUUUUUUCUUUUUUUUUUACUAUUCAUCGCAAGUGUACUUCUCUUUUCAUACUGGCAAUAGUAUCUGUAUACUGAAAUUGUUUCAGUAAUAUUAUCGAUUGUUUAAUUUACUUCAGUUUUCAGUGAUAAUCGUUUUCGUUUUUACCAUUAAAUGUAUUGUUUUAAUUUAAAUGUUAACAAAAAUGUAUAUGGUAUAAAACACAUAUAACGCGCAAUUUGAUUGAAAUAAAAGUAUUAUUUCUUCCGUAACGAA